AUGGACGGGUCUAAUAAGAUAGGUAUCAGCUUAGUGGGCAGCGGGAAUGGCAGAAUUCCGCUUGUCUUCGACAUCAACGACAUCAAGAAACUUCGCGAUAUCGGGGUUGCUGGAAUCUUAAGCGGGACUUUGCCCUCUGCUGCGCAACAAAAUGGCUUCCUUAGCGUGCCGCUGCGAUUGAUGGUCGAGGAAGCGCUGUGGCUGACAGAAACUGGAGUGGCUUUCUUCAUUAGCGGGCCCGAAAGUGUCACCACUGCUGCCGAAACCGUGACUUCAAGUGAGAUGGAGCGCGCGCGUCAAGAGCUGGAACACUCUUUCGCCGAGCAACGUGUGUUCAAACGACAGCAGCAUGCGGAAAAAAUGGCAAGAUUGGGUUUGUCCAAUGCCGAAGGUAAGGAAACUCCGGCUUUGUUGGAGUCGUCGCUGUUCGUGGAGAUACCGAGUGCCUCGAGCCUAAUCUCAAAUGAAGCGAAGCGCCAGGGCAAUGACCCAGCGCAGCAACAAAAACUAUGGCAUAAGCUUAAAGACGGUUGCACAAACCCCGGCGACUAUCGUGUUUACAAGGCGCUGAAGCAGCAAAAUUAUUUUCUGUCGCCAGGUGCCAGGUUUGGUGGUAGAUUUAUAGCUUACCCAGGGGAUCCGCUCAGAUACCACUCUCACAUGACUGUGCAACCGGCACUAGACUACAGACGUGAUCCAUUGAAUCUACUGCAAGUGGUUAGCGGAGGCCGGCUCGGAACAGGUGUGAAGAAACUAUGGGUUGUGGCCGGUGUGAGGGCGCACGAAGAGCAGGAAGAUAUCGAGAGUGACGUCUCAUUCUUUUCUAUUGAGUGGGCAGGUUUUGGCUAA
Lachancea meyersii CBS 8951 is the source of this 849-nucleotide messenger RNA. The record is from the annotation of a GenBank genome assembly. Lineage: Eukaryota; Fungi; Ascomycota; Saccharomycetes; Saccharomycetales; Saccharomycetaceae.